This is a messenger RNA of Alligator mississippiensis (American alligator), 4250 nucleotides long. It is a transcript of the gene GGA3, whose product is annotated as golgi associated, gamma adaptin ear containing, ARF binding protein 3. Gene Ontology annotation, molecular function: phosphatidylinositol binding; ubiquitin binding; small GTPase binding. Gene Ontology annotation, cellular component: trans-Golgi network. The record is from RefSeq and is a predicted model, not a curated record. Gene Ontology annotation, biological process: vesicle-mediated transport; intracellular protein transport. Lineage: Eukaryota; Metazoa; Chordata; Crocodylia; Alligatoridae.
CGCGCGGAGGCCCCGCCCCUUCCGGGCCUGGCUGUCGAGCGGCUGGGCGGGGCCUGGGCCCGGCCGCGACAUGGCGGAGGCGGAAGGCGAGAGCCUGGAAUCGUGGCUGAAUAAAGCCACCAACCCAUCUAACAGGCAAGAAGACUGGGAAUACAUCAUUGGGUUCUGUGACCAGAUCAACAAAGAGCUUGAAGGUCCACAGAUAGCUGUGAGACUACUGGCUCAUAAAAUCCAGUCGCCCCAGGAAUGGGAAGCAGUCCAGGCCUUGACAGUGUUGGAAGCUUGUAUGAAGAACUGCGGGAGAAGAUUUCAUAAUGAAGUAGGGAAAUUUCGUUUUCUAAACGAGUUAAUCAAAGUUGUGUCUCCAAAGUACCUAGGAGACAGAGUCUCUGAGAAGGUGAAGACUAAAGUCAUUGAGCUGCUGUAUAGCUGGACAGUGGCACUGCCAGAGGAAUCCAAGAUUAAAGAUGCCUACUACAUGCUGAAGAGACAAGGUAUUGUUAUGUUUGACCCUGUAAUCCCUGCGGAUAGAACCCUGAUUCCCUCUCCUCCACCUCGCCCCAAAAACCCUGUAUUUGACGAUGAGGAGAAAUCCAAGCUUUUAGCCAAACUAUUGAAAAGUAAAAACCCAGAUGACUUACAAGAGGCCAACAAGCUUAUUAAAUCCAUGGUAAAAGAGGAUGAGGCCCGCAUUCAGAAGGUGACAAAACGCAUUCACACCCUUGAGGAGGUGAAUAACAAUGUGAAGCUCCUAAAUGAGAUGCUUGCUCACUACAGCAAAGAGGACUCGUCAGAGGCUGAUAGGGAGCUCAUGAAGGAGCUCUAUGAAAGGUGCGAGACCAAAAGACGAACUUUAUUCAAACUGGCCAGUGAGACGGAGGAUAAUGACAGCAGCUUGGGGGACAUUCUACAGGCCAGCGACAACUUAUCCCGGGUAAUAAAUUCCUAUAAAAAAAUAAUUGAAGGGCAAGUCAUCAAUGGUGAAGUAGAUAUCCCAGCAACAUCUUCAACAGAAGGGAGCGAUCCUGCUAGUAAUCUCAACACCCUCAUUGACCUUGCUGGAUUGGACGUUACCAGCACCCCGCCACCACCGAUGCCAUCCGCAACGCUGACACCAGCCCCAACGCUAGCACCAGUGCCAGCCUCGUCAGAAAUCCCCAUCCUCCCUCCUCCUCCCCAGACAUUUGGUCACUCGCGGAGCCGCUCCUCCAGCCAAGCCGAGACGGCUCCUGCUCAGCAGAGCAAUACGACUAAUUCUCUCUCCUUGCUGGAUGAGGAGCUGCUUUGCUUAGGCCUGAAUGACCCAGCCCCUACAGCAGUGAAGGAGUCAACUGAUAACAAUCAGUGGAACGUGUUCCAGAACGACCAGGUGGACCUGGACUUCUUUAGUCCAAAGCUGGUGACUGUUGCCUGCAACUCUGCAGGGAACCCUCUUCUCCAUCAUGGGUCGCAAUCUGCGUGUGGAAUUUCUGCACCGCUGCCUUCCACUUUCACAGCCUCUCAGACUGUUUCCAGCAUUCCUGCACCUAACUUAUUCUCUGCUGGACCAGCCACCCCUCUGGGCCCUCCUAAGACCAUGCCAGCUCCUCCUGGGUACCUCCCUUCAGCCAUGGGGGGCAAUACUUUGCACAAGCUGGAUGCAUUGGGACACCUUCUUGAAGAGGCCAAAGGGAUGUCAGCCCAAGUGAAGCCCACACCCUCAGUGUUCCCUGGAGUUACCUUAUCAACCACUGUCACCUCAGCACCCAUAGUAUCCACUGCAGGUGUGCCGGUCACUGAUCCAGUGGUCCCUACCAUUCCUUUUCCAAGCAGCUGCACCGCAGGUUCAGGAAGCCCCCUCUUCCAGCCAGCUUGUUUCCAGCAGCAGGGCAGCCCUCUGAAAGCACCUGACAUUUCUUUGGCCAAUGUCCAUGUUCCACUGGAGUCCAUUAAACCCAGCAAUGCUCUUCCAGUGACAGCCUACGAUAAGAACGGGUUCAGGAUCCUCCUACACUUUGCCCAGGAGUGCCCACCUGGGAGAUCGGAUGUGCUGGUCGUGGUUGUUCUCCCUAUUAAAAAUAUUAUACUGCAGGCAGCAGUACCAAAGUCCAUGAAAGUGAAGUUGCAGCCCCCCUCGGGCACGGAACUGUCUCCAUUCAACCCCAUCCAGCCACCAGCUGCCAUCACUCAAGUCAUGCUGUUGGCAAACCCCACCAAGGAAAAAGUGAGACUGAGAUACCGAUUGACCUUCACUUUGGGAGACCAGCCCAGCACAGAGGUUGGGGAAGUGGAUCAGUUUCCCCCGGUAGAACAAUGGGGGAAUCUAUGACCCAGCGAGAUUGCCACAGACUCCAUGACAGGACCUGGCAGGGAUCCCAAAGGGACUGGAAUGACUGUGACGUGGAAGGGGCGCACAUGCUAUCCACUGGUGAUGUUUAGCUUUGUUUACAUGUCCUGACCACUCUGCUUGUAGCUUUAGUCCAGAAUGUCUUACCCCAGGUUGAAGUGGUCCUGGGGCAUAUAUGCCAAGCAUGAACUGAGUGGCAGCCGGUAAGACCUUUUGCUGGCUGCUUUUAUCUUGGCUUCUGGGUGAACCUGGUUCUAUCUUCCACUUUGUUUAAACUUGAAAUGAUGGUGUUUUGGAACAGAGACCUGUCGCAAGAGGGGGAUUGGGUUGGCUUACUCCCAUGCUGUUCUCCAGAGAUGCCUAAAGGCUGGUAGGGUAAUGAUGUAAUGAGUUUCCUCAGUGCAGAGCCCUAAUAUAGGCCUACCCUAGGGCUUUUAUCUCCUGGGUACCAGAACUAGACUCUCUAAGCCUGUUGAGCAAUAAGGCCGGCUCGAAGAGGGUACAUUUAUUUUUUACACUAGAGUGACGCUGCAUACGCCCACUCCAUUUUCUCUCCCAACAGCCAUCCUAAGCAGUCCGUUUAGGCAGAUAGUAGGUGUGAGCUGUGUGACACUCCUUUCUCUAACUGAUAAGGUUUAUUUUAUACUCCCAGGUGCCUGUAUACAGUAUUGCUUCCAGGCAGCUGGGACUACUCUUUGUACACAUGUGGCUACACACUGGUUAUUCUUCUGACUUCGUCACAUUCCACAGUGUUGAGCAGGGGGAGGUGAGGAGGUAAAACCACCAGGGCUAAAAGGCUCCAGGGGCCCAGGAUGUAAGAGCAGCAGAGUCUCUGCAAUUGCUAAUCAGGUGCAGCAACCAAAGCACGGUUAAGAUAGGCCUCUCAAGUCCCCUCAUGCACGGAGUAUUAUUAUUGUAGUUGAGUACUAUGUUCUCUUGAGGUGAUUAGGAGUAGGAUCUGUAAAUACUAGAGCUGUAGAGCAACUACUAAGUAAGCAGACAGAUGAAGGGAAGGAAGGACCCACUAGGCUAUGAUGAUGCAUGUGUUGGGUGUCUUACCACUUUAUCUGUUCCCAGUAUUAAGUGGCAAAGUGCAAUGGUCUCCCCAGUGGGAAAUCUCUAUCCUGCCGGACAUCAACUUUGUAGUGGGGGUCAACACAAGGAGGUGAGAAGAGCAAGUCCUCUCUAUACUUACUAGGAAAUGCAGUUGAAUAAGGAAAGGUUUGAUUCUUGUUGGAUGUGGCCUGCCAGGCCGUUCUAUUCGGCCCAUGGGGCCCUUAAAAAAUUUAGAAACUUAAUAUUUACCUGCCCCUGGCUGCCUGUCAUGCAGCCCUUGAUGGCUUGCCAAAACUCAGUAAGCAGCCCUCCGCCCAAAAUAAUUGUCCACCCCUGGAAUAGACUGUGCUUUUCAGGGAGGUAAGGUCACUGGGUUUUUCAGUUCCCUAAAGGAAGUGGCGGUGUUUUUCAACAGAAAGGAAGAGGUGGGGAGCAAGAGAGUCCCUUUCUGCUUCUGACAAGGUCCUCACUUGCAUUUUAGACACAGUAAGCAUAGGGCUUUGCUUAGAUCAUUUGAGUCUGCCCAGGUGCUGUAGUAUAUCCUUUAGGAAGCAGGUUUCACUGCUCUAGCUGCCUACAAGUGAAUCUCACUGUGACUUUGAGGAAAUCAGACGAGCACAAGUGCUUUCUGCAGAAUGGCUUCAUUCUUACUGUCAACAGCGCUGCAGUGCCCAAGCUGUACAGUCAAAAGGAACGAUCCCAUCUUCUCGCUGUGUGGAAAUGUAUUGUUAAAAGCUUUGGAAAUUAAAUUAUUUAUGAAUGUUACUUGUUCAUAGGUUGAGGUUGCAGCUUCAUACUGAACCGUCUUAUUAUAAAUACAUCUCGAAUGCAUUUGUUUUGCUGCAUGUUAAAUAAACUGUUUUCCCUA